Brassicogethes aeneus is the source of this 4362-nucleotide messenger RNA. The record is from the annotation of a GenBank genome assembly. NCBI's taxonomy places the organism in Eukaryota, Metazoa, Arthropoda, Insecta, Coleoptera, Nitidulidae.
GACAGUUGGUUACGUCAAACGGCUGAAGAUGGCGUAUGGUUUUGAAAGGUGAAAGAAAGGCAUAUGGCGUACGUUUCUAUUUUUGCUAACGAAAAAGCUGAAUAAUCCCGUAUUACCGCGCUGCAAAUGCGUCCAGAAGUCACCACCGCUCGUUUACACUAUUAUUGAAUUAUAUUUUCGGUGAGUUCGUCGUGACUAAAGCGAAACCAGUUUCGGUGCGCGUUAUUAUUGAGAAACUGACUGUGAUAUUAAUAUUAGUUGUAUAUUAUAUAGGUUUCCUUAUACAAGUUUCGAUUAUUUAUAAGUAAGUGUAUUAUACCUAGUUAGACUGUAAAGUGAACGAUAAUUAUAACCAAAGAGUUGCGAGCUUGAAGUUUUUGCUAUGUCGGACACAGAAAUACAAGUCAAAGGCACGAAAACCAGUGAAAAACAGACAAAAAACGGUGAUGAACAGAUUGAGGGUAUGAGCGUCACAGACGGGGAUCGGACCCCGUCCGAGCUGACUGACCCGGCCAUCCUCGUCGUGUGUAACUCCAAGAUCCGCUACACGCUGUCCGAGCUGAAAGGCAUACGCGAAACCCCAUUGUCGCAGAAGAAACCCGUAUUUUUGGACAUCGCACUAGUACCGACUCAAAUUUUGGACCCGGAAAAGUGGAACUUGGAACGUAAAAAAUCUGACACCCCAACUGAAAACGGCCAAAAACCCGGCGAACCUGUAGGUCCUACUGGAAGACGUUUGGGAGACGCUAGAGAACGCAUCAAAAAGGAGAACGAUGGUAUUGUGUUGAGCCCUCAACGGCGCAGCUUCAAUACCGGCUGUUUUGUCGCAGCUUCGACCGCAAAACCUGCUGAACCACCAGCUGCGCAUAUCGUUGUUCGCGAGAUACCAACCGCGAGCCGUCGCAUCGGCAGCGGCCGAAUCCUCCGGGACUGGGACGCUGGCGACAAGCCGGGCGGCGGGGAAUCCCAGGACUCCUUCGGCGGUUUCCGCCGCCAGAACAGCACGUCGAGCGGAGGCGGCGGCGGCAACGGACCGGACGAGAAGUUCGGCGAUCGCGAAUCCAGAUCCGGGGGCGGUCGCGGCGGGGGUUUCGGCUCCGGAGGUGGCGGCGGCGGCGGCUUUGACAACGGCAGAGAUAAGGACAAGGACGGGCCGCCGUCGAGAAGGAACGGACGCUACGGACGCAGGGCGGAGCGGGAGAUAGAGGAGCCGGAAUGGUUCUCUAGCGGCCCCACUUCGCAAAACGACACCAUCGAGCUGCGCGGCUUCGACGAUCCGAAACGCAACGCUGGCAAACUGAAGCGCGACUCGAAACGCGCCAAAGAAUGGGCGAAGAAGAAGGGUUUCAGCGGUCUCGGCGCUCAGGAGGAGAAGGAAAACGAAGGCGGCGGCCAGGCGGCAGACGCCGCCGGCGGCAGGCCGCCGUCGGCGCCGCGGGACGGCGCCGAAGGCGGAAACCAUCCGCAAGGGGGCGCCAAAAGCGAUCACAGUCUGCUGUUCGAGGAUUUCUUCAAGACCGAGGACAUUAACAACUUGCUGACGAACGGAGUAGGAUCCGGCAUCGGCGAAGACACUCAAACGAAAUCUCGCUUCGCGUCGUUCUUUAAGAAGGACUCGCCGGAGAAGGAGCGCAACAGCGGCCGCUCCUCGUUGCACGACGAGCACAACCUCGUCAAGGACAUGCUCAAGGACAUGGUCGAGGGCGGAGGCAACGGCAACAGUGCCGCGCGCCACCCUCAUCAGCAGGCGGCGCCGCCCGGCGAUUCGGACAGCUACUUCGCUCCCAUCUCGCCGGCCGGCAACACCGGCAAAAAGUUGGCCAACCAUUUCGGCGGCAACGCCGCAGGGGCCGCCGCCAACAAGGGCUUGAGUAUUAUGGAGAUGUUGCAACGCGGCAAUCAGCAAGAGGAGAACAACAAAAAUCAAAUGUCUGGUAAAAUCCUAAAACUGGACGAAAUUGAGGCAAAGAUGCGUCAAAACGUGAACGACGUGGGUCCGACUCUUUCGCACAAACAACAUCAAAUGAAACAGGAAGAGGAUAUGACUGCUUUUAAGAGAUUGCUUGCACAAGUAACUGGAGGACAUGCUGUACCGGCUAGCAAUGGUCCCAUGCCAAAAUCUGCAGGCAUGAGUUUAAUGGAGAUGCUGCAACAUUCCCAGCAGCAGGACGAGGCGGCGCGCCGCGGGGGCCCCUCGAUGGGCCCCGUCAGCCCCGGCCUGGGCCCGAUGCACGCUCAGAACGACAUCGCUCUGAAGUUGCAGCAGGCCCAGCACAAGCAGCAGAUGGACAGCAUGUUCGGAAAGCUGCUCGGCAACGCUGUGCAGAUGAGGGCCGGCGGUCCUCCCACCUCGCCCCUCCACGAUCUGGGGGUGCAGCAGAGCAGGGAGCUGCUCAACCGGCCGGAAGCUCAGGCCAUUUUGCACGCUAUGCACCAGAGGAUUCCUUCACCAAGGGAGUUGCAGAUUCAUACCCAAAAUAUCUUGCAAAAGGCUUUGAUUAAAAAGAAGUUGGAAGAACAGACUGAAAAUUAUCGUAAGAAGCAAGAACAACAGAGAGGUACAAGCCCGAACACGAACGGGCAACAGCCUCCAUUGCAGCAGACGAAGAGCGUCUCGUCCCCCACCCCUUUGGCAUUCACCCCCACCUCGGUGCUUCGCAAGAUGACCGCCGACAAGGACGACGGCAAAGAGAACAGGGGAGGCGGCGACGGUCCGAAGCCCCUGGGACGCGCGUUGACCGCCGCCAGGCAGCUGCAGCCGCAGCAGCAGCAGCUGCAACAGUUGCAGCAGCAGUGGGCCGCCCAGCAGCAACAGCAGGGAUUUGCGUCAGUUAAACAGCCAGGCCGCCCUAUCGUCAAAGCCAACUCGAACCCACCUCAGCAACAACCUUCCCAGCAAUUCUCUCAAAGCGUGACCGAGCAGUUCUUCAACAAACACCGCCUCUUCAAUCAACAACAGCAGCAGCAGCAACCGACCGCCCAGCAGCAGCGGGCCCUGCUGGCCGCCCAGCAGCAACAACAACAACAGUACAGCGGCAGCCAUUUCGGAGGAUCUCAGAACAACAUUAACAACAACAACAACUUGAUGCAGCAGCAGCAGCAGCAACAAGGUUUACCCUCUCACCACACCUCUCACUCCCCCUACCCCACCGCUAACCCCUCAAAUUCCUUUUCCGCUCACCAGCUGAGGGCGCAGCACCAGCAGCGCGCGCCGCCCAGUGCGGCAACGUCGACGGCGAGCAGCGGCAACGUGGCAGGAGCGGCGCAAGCGCAAAGCCAGGCGCAGCAGAUGCAGGGAGGCUAUCAAGGCCAGCAAACGUGGCAACAGUUUCUAAAUAACGCCCAGCACAGCAGCCGCAACAACCCGAUGUCCGUUGGCGGCAACGGCGGCGACCUGUCGCCCACCACCUCCGACCAGCUGGCGCGCUGGUUCUCGCCCGAUCUCCUGGAGCGCGCGCGCGGCGGCGAGCUCCCCUCCACCGCGCAGCUCGCCUCCCAGCAAGUGCUCAGCUUGGAGGAGAUCGAGCAGCGGCAGACCGCGCCGCCGGCGGUCCGCAACUAGGACGCCGCCGCCAGCGAAACGCCCCCGCCGCCGAGACAAGCCGCCCACUGCGAAAAAUGCAUCAAACAUCGAGACGGCGGCCGCGGCGGCAAAGGGGCUGCGCAUGCGUUGUUACCUGAGCGACGGUAUUAGAACUAUGUCAACGACUAUUAUUUUAGUGAUAAUUUCAUGUCAAAAAAAUCUUAGUAGAUAAUUUGUCAAUUUAACAGGUUUCUCCGAAAAUUUUACUGCAACAUUUAAAAUUUGUGAUAGGUUAAAUAAAAAACAAGUUAAAAUUUUCGAAAAAACCGCCAAAAAAACCGUCGUCGGCCCCCCCUAUAACUUGUGUUUGUGAAGAUUUUUUAGGGUGAUUUUAAAGAAUUUUACUUUUUAUUUUUCGUCAAUUUUUUCAGUUGGCAGUUUUGAUGUAAAAACUAGGAUUUUCUUUUGUUUUGGUGUAUCUGUUUAUACAAAACGGGGCGAGGCUUUUCGACGCACUUGUAUAAAAAAAAACUAUUGUAACUUAUGAACUGAUUUUUAAAAACGUUGUGUUCCGAACUUUUUGUCCACAAAAAAAACCAUCAAUAAAAAAAACAUUCCUCAUUUAUUUAUUGAAAGAAUCGUCAUAUAAAAGGUCAAUACAGCUUUAAAUGUUCAAAAUGCCAUGACAUUUCUACUCAUUCAAUUUCUAGCAGGGGCAAAACUGUAAAUUCGGUCCCUGCAACUGUAUAAUACAUGAUUUUGUAUAUAAAUCGUCAAAUGUGACAUUUGUUUGAGAUUAAUUAAAUAAUUCAGCAAAAUAAACUCUUUUAUUUACCCAA